This is a messenger RNA of Psylliodes chrysocephalus, 360 nucleotides long. Lineage: Eukaryota; Metazoa; Arthropoda; Insecta; Coleoptera; Chrysomelidae. The record is from the annotation of a GenBank genome assembly.
AUGUCAAACAGACCACGUAAAGGUAACUUAGAGGAACAUAGUGAAGAUGAAGAUACACAACAAGUAGUUGAUCCAGAAACUGAAACUUCUGAGAAUGAAGACAUAACAAACGACGUUCGACAUGAUUACGAGGAAAUUGAGAAUGUGAAUAAUCACGUGGUUGAUGAGCCGUCUACGUCUGGUAUGCAGAAAAAUAAAGCGAAAGGAAAUGCCAAACGUAAAGUAUCUAUAACUGAAGACCGGUCAACCACAACCACAUCUGUGUCUAAAAAUAAUAAAAAUAAAAACGACGAUGUGCAGGAAAUAAUAAAAAAAAUCAAUAAUUCAACGUCAAAAAAGAGCCGACGAAAGAGCAGUUGA